AUGAAGGACUCUGAGCCUUUCGAAUCCACCCUCAUUGGCACUGUGAGCCAGGCUGUUAAACAGGAAGCUGGUGUGGCUUUCGUCCAGUUGCAGUCUGGCGCGCUCAAGAAGAUCGUGAUCAUCAGCGUGAGCUUGACUGCUGUCCAUGGCCGAGAUGAGUUUGCUGAGCCACCCAUAGGGCUCUGGCUUAUGAUCUGGCAUUUCGUUCACUGUUUCGCCAACGGCGUAUUCACUACUUCCUGGGAUGUCGCAUCGAUGCCUCCUUUGAUAGCGGAUACAUCUUGCGUCGUCAAUAACUUGCACAUUAUCGCCCUCGUCCUUGUGAUCGCUCGUCGCUGGCAAGUCAUGGCCCGCCCAAAAAUCGCCUACCUCGAAACCGUCCUCCAUCUUCAGUCUCAGAUUCUUGAUGUACCCACACAGUUCCACGUUUUCGAGAAGAGUACGCGGUAG
Alternaria conjuncta is the source of this 450-nucleotide messenger RNA. RefSeq lists its product as uncharacterized. The coding region runs from base 1 to 450 and encodes 149 amino acids. The transcript is spliced from 2 exons. NCBI's taxonomy places the organism in Eukaryota, Fungi, Ascomycota, Dothideomycetes, Pleosporales, Pleosporaceae. The record is from RefSeq and is a predicted model, not a curated record.